Messenger RNA from Gasterosteus aculeatus aculeatus (three-spined stickleback), 471 nucleotides. The record is from RefSeq and is a predicted model, not a curated record. Lineage: Eukaryota; Metazoa; Chordata; Actinopteri; Perciformes; Gasterosteidae.
AUGCCUCUGGAUGUUUCUCUGGUCAUUCCUGAGAAGUUCCAGCACAUUCUUCGUGUUCUCAACACGAACAUCGAUGGCAGAAGGAAGAUCGCCUUCGCCAUCACUGCCAUCAAGGGAGUUGGCAGACGUUACGCUCAUGUCGUCUUGAGGAAGGCUGACAUUGACCUCAGCAAGCGGGCUGGAGAGCUGACCGACGAUGAGGUUGAGCGCGUGGUGACCAUCAUGCAGAACCCUCGCCAGUACAAAAUCCCAGACUGGUUCCUCAACAGGCAGAAGGACGUCAAGGACGGCAAAUACAGCCAGGUCCUGGCUAACGGUCUGGACAACAAGCUGAGAGAGGAUUUGGAGAGGCUGAAGAAGAUCAGGGCUCAUCGGGGUCUCAGGCACUUCUGGGGUCUGCGUGUGCGCGGUCAGCACACCAAAACCACCGGGCGGCGCGGUCGCACUGUGGGCGUGUCCAAGAAGAAGUAA